Blastocystis hominis is the source of this 885-nucleotide messenger RNA. RefSeq lists its product as hypothetical. Gene Ontology annotation, molecular function: protein kinase activity; ATP binding. Bases 1 to 885 code for a protein of 294 amino acids. The transcript is spliced from 5 exons. Gene Ontology annotation, biological process: protein phosphorylation. The record is from RefSeq and is a predicted model, not a curated record. NCBI's taxonomy places the organism in Eukaryota, Bigyra, Opalinata, Blastocystidae.
AUGGCCCAUCGCGUUGGAAAGUAUAUAUUGCAAAGAACACUGGGAGAGGGAUCUUUAGGGAAAGUGAAACUAGCCGAGAACACAGCUACAGGAGAAAUGGUAGCAAUCAAAAUAUUUGAUAAAGAAAAAAUCAAGAAGCAGAAUUUAUCAGAACAAAUCAAGCUCGAAAUAAGUAUUAUGAACAAACUGAAGCACCCAAACCUCGUAAACCUCAUCGAAGUCCUCGGCUGCAAAUCCAAAAUCUUUAUCGUAAUCGAAUACGUUCCCAACGGCGAACUCUUCGACUACAUCCUCAAAAACGGACGUCUCCAAGAAGAUGAAUCGCGCAAGUUUUUCCGCCAGCUCAUCGAGGGAGUCAGCUACAUCCACAGCCACAACAUUUGUCAUCGUGAUAUCAAGCCGGAGAACCUGCUUCUCGACAAGAACGGCAACAUCAAAAUCUCCGACUUCGGCCUCUCCGCCUUCGUCGGUGGCGACACCUACGACACGAACUCGCUGCAGCACACAACGUGUGGGUCUCCAAACUACGUCGCCCCGGAGGUGCUGAAAGACAGCGGUUACGACGGGCGCUUCAGCGACAUUUGGAGCUGCGGCGUGGUCCUGUGGGUCCCAAACCGAUUCGUGAUGGUCGCCGGCUAUCUUCCCUUCGACGAGCCCUCGCUCUCCACGCUCUUUCGACGCAUCCAAAACGCCGACUACACUUGUCCGCCGUAUCCCGCGGUUUUUCUGCACAUCACGCGCAGAUUCUUCAGCCGCGAACUGCGCGAUUUAAUCGCGAAAAUCUUCGUCCCGGACCCCACAGCGCGCAUUUCCCUCGCCGAAGUCCUCACCGCGGUUAUCUCCUCACAUGCAGAUCAAGCAACAUCCAUGGUACCGCGGGAAUGA